UUUAAGAGUCCUCUGCUGCCUCUCCCCUGUGUUCCUGCUGCAGCUGCUCCUGUGAAAGUUUUCUGAUCUCUCUCUCACUCUCCCUUUUCCGCAUUGUGGAGACAGGAGCCUGGAUUAUACCCUCCACACUGCAGCCUGGCUCCUUCCACCAAGAGCAGGCUGUCACCUGACUGAGGAAUUCGCUGCAUAAGACGAAGAUAGCCGUGGAGCCGUCAUGGCCCAAAACUCAGAAGUGGUCAACCUGUCCUUUCUGUCUGAGACGGAGCGAGAACUCAUCAUACAGGUUCUACACCGUGAUGAGGAGCUGCGGAAAGCGGAAGACCGGCGAGUCAGGAGGCUAAAGAAUGAACUUCUGGACAUCCGGAGAAAAGGAGCAAAACGGGGGAGUCAGCGCUACAGCGACCGUGCCUGUGCCCGCUGCCAGCAGAAUGUGGGGCGUAUUGCGCCCAAAGCCAACACGUGCCGGAGCUGCAACCACCUGGUGUGCAAAGACUGCCGUACGGAGACGGCCACCAGCGGCUGGAAGUGCAACGUCUGUAUGAAGGAGGCGGAUCUGAAGAAAACAACCGGAGACUGGUUCUACGAUCAGAGAGUGAAUCGUUUUGCGAAUCGCCUUGGCAGUGACCUAGUGCGGAUAUCGCUCCGUCAUAAACCCGCAGGUGUGACAGCGAACAAGCGCGAGACCACGGCACAGACGCUGCUGGAAUAUUCCCAGCAGAUGAAUGAGCAGAAAGCAAGAAAAGGACAGCGGAGUCCUCAGGACAGGCAGAGGCCUACUGGCAGGAUUUCUGGAUCUCCAGAUCUGAGGGAUCAGCGCAGUGAUACAGAGUCCACAGAACAGAUGAGCCUCAACAGCUACAAAACGGAUUCCAAAAGAAGUACUCCGGCUACGUCCAGGAGAAAUUCUUUAGAGAAAAUGAGCACUUCCCAGGACGGAAGAAGAAACUAUGGACCUAGUGGAGCUAAAGUUGAUACGCUGACUGUUCCUGUCCGGGCCAGGGAUUACCACCACUCGGAUUCUGAUGGAGAGCCACGUCUCGGGAACCGGAGUGCAGGCUCCGCAGACGAGAGUGACACCAUCUUUAAGAAAAAUCCUCGCAGACUCCCAAAGCCAUCAGAUUACAGUAAAUCGGUCAUCGAUCUCCGCAAGAGAGAGAAAAUGGAAGAGGAAAACCUGAUGGGUGACAGGAGUAAGUCUGUUCCAGGCCUUAAUAUGGAUAAUAUGGAAGAGGAUGAUGAAGAUAUUGAUAACUUGGUGCAAAUUCAUCGUUUGACCACAUCUAGAAGCAGCUUACGCAGUGGGACGUCCACGAGCACCCUGGGGAGUAUGAUGAGCAUUUACAGCGAGGCCGGAGAUUACGGGAAUGUGAUCGUAACAGGAGAGAUCAUGUUCUCCCUGAAAUAUGACGGAAAGACACAGAUCCUGAGCAUAGGAGUGAAGGAGUGCCGGAACCUGGCGCAUGGGGACGAAGCGAAGCGGAGAUCCAACCCGUAUGUCAAGUCUUAUCUUCUGCCUGACAAGUCCCGCCAAGGGAAGCGCAAGACCACAAUUAAGCGCAACACUACAAACCCUUUGUAUGGUGAAACCCUGCAGUACAUAGUCCCAGAGUCGGUCCUUCUUAUGAGAACCCUGCAACUCUCCGUGUGGCACCAUGAUCGGUUUGGGAGGAACACCUUCCUUGGAGAGGUGAAUCUGCCUCUAGAUUCCUGGAACUUCGACAGCACAAUUGAAGAAUGUCUUCCGCUGCAUGGGAAGGGCAACGCAGAUCCCGGCUACAUGUCCAACUACAAAGGGGACUUGGUUGUCUCCUUAAAGUACAUUCCGCCGUCAAAGUCCACAAGCGGAAGUGAGAGGAGAAAAAGUAAAUCAGACGAAGGAGGAGAACUUCAAGUCUGGAUUAAAGAGGCCAAAAAUCUGACUGCCGUUAAGCCAGGAGGAACCUCUGAUAGCUUUGUUAAGGGUUACUUGUUACCAAUAAAGGGCAGAAAUACCAAACGGAAGACACCAGUGAUGAAGAAGUCCCUGAAUCCACACUAUAAUCACACUUUCGUUUACAAUGGAAUUAAGCCCGAAGAUCUGCAAAACAUGUGUCUGGAGCUGACUGUUUGGGACCGAGAACCACUGUCCAGCAAUGAUUUCCUGGGAGGGGUGAGACUCGGCCCAGGGACUGGCUUUUUUAAUGGACAACCAGUGGACUGGAUGGACUCCACAGGAGAGGAACUGAGCCUCUGGAAGAAGAUGAGACAAUACCCCGGCUCCUGGGCAGAAGGGACCCUACAGUUGAGACCCUCCAUGGCCAAGUGAAUAUAAUCCUAUAUAACAGAAUCGGGAGGAAGGGACUGAAAUAUGUAUUUUAUGAAUAUAAAAACCUACUGUAUUUUUAUCCAGCCAAUGAGAAAUGUAUAUUUUGCCGAUUAUUUAUUUUCCUUCCUUUUUAUUUUAAAUGACAUAAGCAGCAAUCCUCUUUAGGUAUUAACACAGAUGUCUAUGCUACCCUGUACUGGCGCUGCUAUAAUGAGGAACACAUGUACCAGAAUUGCUGCUUAGAGAACCAUACAUUAUAGAGAUAAUAAAUGCUUGCUGCUUUCAUCUGUUCCAUCAGACUGUCCACGUGAACCCAAAAGAGACCGCUCCUGCUUGCUGUCUUACAUAGCUGCCAUUAUUGUACUGCGGAAUAUAUAUCUGAAUCAGUGAUGGCAAAAAUACAACGCCAUGUCUCCGUAUGAAAAUGGUCGCAUAGUAGCGUGUUUGGUGAGCUUUGUUGUACGGUGCGAUAGGUCUGUAUUAUUUAGGUCAAAGGGUUUAACUAACAAAGCUCUAGCACAGUAACCAUUCUACAACCAAGACACCGCUAUCGGAGAAUCCUGUUAUUCUGCUGUGCAGGCGUCUUCUUGGUUCAUUACACUUAGGUACAGAGGCAGCUACAGUUAUAUCCACUGCCCUGACCUGAGCUCAUCUGUUUCUGUAUAUACGGGGCAAUUCCGUUAUCUGCUGCUGCCUGCAUCCUGGAUAACUGCGGAAAGCAACAUGGCUCCUGCCACUGCGCACCCCUAUGGGGGGGGGGUGCAUGGUGAAAGGAACGGUGGCCCUCAUUCCGAGUUGAUCGCUAGCUGCCGUUGUUCGCUGCGAAGCGAUCAUUAAAAAAAACGGCUAAACUGCGCAUGCGUAUGCACCGCAAUGCGCACACGCGGCGUACGGGUACAAAGAGCAUCGUGGUUUUGCACAGGUUCUAGCGACGCUUUCAGUCGCACUGGCGGUCGCAAGGAGAUUGACUGGAAGUGCGAGUUUCUGGGUGGCAACUGACCGUUUUCUGGGAGUGUUUGGGAAAAUACAGGUAUGGCCGAGCGUUUGCAGGGCGGGUAUCUGACGUCAUUACCGUGUCAUUCGUCGCAGCAAUCAUCGCACAGAAUAAGUAACUACAGGGCUGGUCUUGUAUUGCACAAAAUGUGUUUGCAGCCACUCUGCUGCACAGGCGUUCACACUCCUGCUAAGCGAAAAUACACUCCCCCGUGGGCGGCGACUAUGCGCUUGCACGGCUGCUAAAAACAGCGAGCCAGCGAUCAACUCGGAAUGAGGGUCGGUGUUGUGUCUGCUAAGUGCCGUCAUUACCAGUAUUUUGGGCUAAGUUGUUCCCACCUAGAUGAUAGAGUUCCCCUUUAAGUCCAGGGGGCUAAAUGGAUAUUACAGAAUUAGUUACUUGCAGAUGUUUAUGGUGUACAUAUAUUUCUGUUACUUCUCGGUGCUCUGUCUACGCCUAUGUAUUUAUGUGUGUACAUAUGUAUUGUAUUCAAUAUAACUGUAUCUCUCGGGCAAUGUUAACACGCACGCAAUGGUUUUUAAAUGGACUUUAAAAUGAUCAUCUAAGAGUUUAUUGAACAAUUUGUAUUUACAUGAACAAUCUACCUGUGAAAAUGAUAUUGCCUAAUUAAGUUAAUUAUGCGGAGGAAUAGAAUAGGACUUCAAGCUGAAAUUGGCAGUUGAAAUCUCAGAAACACAGCAUUUCGACUAUUUGACACAUUAAGUGUAAGUAACUAACUAUCCUUAGCGGCAUCUGAAACAAUGGAAACAGACUAUGUAAUCCACCAUUUAUUUCUAUGGUUCAAAAUGCUGCUGAGAAAAAUCUGUUCCUUACGUCUUUGCUGACAAAUUGCAGUUAUGCUACAGUAUAUUUCUCAGUUUUCAACAGGUGAUUUUAGGCAGAAGUCCUAUUUUAAGUACAGGAGUUUUUGGAAUAAGUUGUAAUACCAAGUAUAAUGAUUAUAAUGGUUUUUUUUUUUGUUUUAAAUAUGGUUGAUAAACCAGACACCUGUUCACAUAGAAAAUUAUUUUCAAGUUAAGGGUAAUGAAAUGAUCAAACCGACAAAUAAUCCUAUUUUAAACAAAUCUAUUGGAUUAGAUUGCACCAUUUAAGAUUGUGAGUGUUUUGCAAACUGAGCGACAAUUGUAAGAUCUCAUUUAAUAGGAUUGUUUCCGAAAUUACAAUGGUUGCAUGUGUGUAAACUCAAAGAUGUUAGCAAUGGGAAUAAAAUAAAUAGUAGUGUAAUAUUUGCACAGAAGGUUAAGCAUACAGUAUAUUAUAGAUACCACCCCAGUAUAUAUUUUAAAUGUCUUUAUAUACCAGUACCUUGAAUUACCAAUGUAUGCGCCUCCGCCCUACACAAAAGAAGCCACGUUCCUUUAGUGGCUAUUCCAUGUCACUACACUGAAUACUAUUACAAUAUCAUAAUAAACGGAAGAUAAAGUUAA
Molecule: messenger RNA, 4747 nt
Organism: Pseudophryne corroboree (corroboree frog)
Lineage: Eukaryota; Metazoa; Chordata; Amphibia; Anura; Myobatrachidae
Gene: SYTL4
Product: synaptotagmin like 4
Exons: 17
Coding region: 215-2305 (696 amino acids)
Biological process (GO): exocytosis; intracellular protein transport
Cellular component (GO): exocytic vesicle; plasma membrane
Molecular function (GO): phospholipid binding; neurexin family protein binding; small GTPase binding
Source: RefSeq, a predicted model, not a curated record